AUGAAACGGAAGGAAAGAACUUCUUCCGUGAAAUCUUCACCGGAAAAUCGAACGAAAAGGAGGAAGAGAAUUUCAGAUUUCUAUUUACCCGAUGAGUGUUGGGAAUGCGUCUUCAGAUUCAUCAUCAACGACAACAACAAAUCUUGCUUGAAUUCUCUCUCCCUCGUCUCCAAACAGUUCCUCUCCAUCACCAACAGUCUUCUAUUUUCUCUCAGAGUCAAAGUGAAAACACGUCCUUUCCUCCCUAUUCUCUUCGAAAGGUUCACCAACCUCAACACCCUCGACCUCACAUACUUCUAUGAUGACCACAACCUUGACGAUCUUCUCUGUCAAAUCUCAAUUUUCCCAUUGAAACUCAAAUCACUCAAACUCCCAUUCGGAUGCCGCUUUCCUGCAUAUGGGUUGCAAGUUUUCUUGCAAACUAUUACAACUUUGAACUCUCUCACUUGUUGCGCCGCUGAUUUUUGUGACAUGGAUCUGUCACCCAUUGUUGAUUGUUUCCCUUUGCUAGAACAUUUGGAACUUUGUAACACUAGUUUUAAUGAUCAACAUGUUGUUGAUUUCUCUCUAUUUCUUAGUAAUUUGGUGUCUAUAAACCUUAAUGCUUGUCGUAAUCUCACAGAAACAACCUUGUUUUCACUCGGUAGAAACUGUCCUUCGCUUAUUGAAAUCAAAAUGAAAUGCACGGCUACUGGGGAAGCGAGCGUAGGACAUUCAGAUUCUUUAGUUGAGUUUGGUGUAUACCCUCAAUUAAAGUCUCUCUAUUUGGCUCACAAUUACCGGUUAAGUGAUGAAAUCAUCAGAAUACUUGCUUCCAUUUUCCCCAACUUAGAGCUACUUGAUUUGGGUCAUUGCUAUAACAUAUCUCAAGUUCCCGAGCUGGAGGUGUUGAAUUUGUCAGAAACAAAGGUUAAUGAUAAAACACUCUAUGCGAUCUCAAAGAAUUGUUGUGGGCUUUUGCAACUAUUACUUGAAUUUUGUUAUAAUGUCACAGAAGUGGGAGUGAAACAUGUGCUAGAAAACUGCACACAAUUGAGAGAGAUUAAUUUGCGGUAUAUCCAUAACUUUGAGAUGGCUGGUAGAAAUGACGCUGUUAUAGCUGCUGCACUUGAGGCUGUUGCUCAAGCUGUAGGACAGCAACCGAAUGCUGGUGCUGGUAACGAUGGUGGGGAUAUGUCUGUUACGGAGUAUGCUGCGAAGUUUGUGGAACUUGCUAAGUUCUACCCUCAUUAUACUGCGGAGACGGAGGACACGAAAGCUCAUUACAAGGUUUAUGAUAGAGUUGGGAAUUUUGGGGUUUAUGUUGGAUUAAUGGGUCUUUGA
Molecule: messenger RNA, 1323 nt
Organism: Medicago truncatula (barrel medic)
Lineage: Eukaryota; Viridiplantae; Streptophyta; Magnoliopsida; Fabales; Fabaceae
Exons: 5
Coding region: 1-1323 (440 amino acids)
Biological process (GO): SCF-dependent proteasomal ubiquitin-dependent protein catabolic process
Cellular component (GO): SCF ubiquitin ligase complex
Source: RefSeq, a predicted model, not a curated record